Stylonychia lemnae is the source of this 1782-nucleotide messenger RNA. Lineage: Eukaryota; Ciliophora; Spirotrichea; Sporadotrichida; Oxytrichidae. The record is from the annotation of a GenBank genome assembly.
AUGGGCAAGGGUAUAUUUAAUGACAAGACUUUUACUGAGGCAAACAUCCACUUGCUUUCUCAAGUCUUGGCUUUGGAGAAGUUCGAAUAAAACCAGAGAAUCAUUUAGUUAGGGGAGAAAGGAGAUAAGUUUUAUCUUAUACUAAAAGGAAGAGUGAGUGUCUGGAUUGAGGAUAAAGAGCCGUUGGAAAUGAGAAGAAGCAUCAUUAUGAGUAAUGCCAGCACAUCUAGCCUUGGAAAGUUAAAUUCCAGUGUUAAAAAAUGGGAUUUUGUAAGGCAUGAGCUUCUUGGCUAGUUUAAGUUAAGUGAGUUUACGAGAUAUCAAUAGUUAAAUCCAACUAUCCAGACGACAAUGAAAUCUAUGGACACAAUAAAUGAUAAUGAUGUUUCAUAGUCUAAAUAGAGCCACGAUCUUAAGGAGUAAUCAUUGUCUUAAUUACAGAAGUAGAAGCUGAAAGUAGUAUCUUAUUUAGGCUCAAUGAAAACAUUUGGAGAGCUGGCAUUUCUUACAAACCAGCCUAGAUAAGCAACAAUCAUAGCUGAAUAAGAAACUUACUGCGCUACGAUUACAAAGAGAGCUUAUAAAGAUGCUAUCAAGGCAACUCAUAUUUUGAAUAAGGAUAUGAUAGUAGAGUUUAUAAAGCAAAUGCCUAUAUUCCAGAGAUAUAGCAAGGGCAACAUUAAGAAAUUAGCUAGAAUGAUGAAAUCUUAAAAAUACAUGAAAGAAUAAGUAAUACAAAAGGAAGGUGAUACCGAUACAAAAUAUAUGUACAUUAUCUAAGAAGGUGAAUUCUCUAUUUAUCAAAAAUAACCUGAGCAUAUGUAAUUAAUGACAAAAAGUGCUUUAAAUACAAGUACUGAUCACAGUAAAGAUUAUGGCCAAUAGUUGGCAAUCUAUGGCAAAGGGAAUAUCGUCGGAGAGGAAUAGUUUUUAUUUGCCAAAACUAAAGCAUCUCAUACCAUAAUAUGCCAUACUUAGCCAGGGCUACUCUAUAAAAUAGAUCUAGUUGAAUUGAAGAAGAAUUUUGAGUCUCACUAAGAUAUUGUAUAAAACUUAAAGUAAAUGUAUACUGAGAGAUAGCAAUAAUACUAAGCAAGAAUGCAAAAGCUUCACAAAUAGAUUAGAAACAUUAAUUUUGUCCAAAAUAAUAUGCUAAUUGAAUAGAACAAUAAAGAUAGAGAGAAGAUAUUAAGCAAAAAGCAGAUUGACUAUAGCUUGCUUGAAAAGUACACUUAGGAAGAGAUUAUUACUGAGAAAUACAGCUAGCAGCUGAUUAACUAGUUUCCUUAUGUCAACUUAAAGUCGAUGAAAAGAGCUAUGAGUAAAGAUAACUUGAACUAAGCAGAUGAUGGGGAGAGUUUAAACCUACUAGAAAGCUUUGAAAAAUCUCAUCGUAUACUUAACAAGAGUGUGAAUAGUCUAAGAGCCAUCAAGCAGUUGAAAAACUUUACUAGUAACGUGAAUAAACUGAACAAAACCCUUAUAAACUAAACUUAAAAUAUGUAUAAGGAGGAGCAGAUGAGUAAAUUUAAGGUGCAAUUUUACAACCAAAGCAAUAUGAUAUAUGAAUAUGUGAAUUAGCAGAAGAUUGAUGAUAUUAGACGCCAGGAAUACAAAUAGAGAAUAGAUUUAAUUGAAGAAAGGAAGAGACAAAAGGAUCUUGAGGCUAAAAAAUUCAGGUUAAAGCCAUACUGGCAGUAUAACAGAGAAAAACUGCUUAUUAAAAACAUAGUUAAAGAAGAUACUUCCUCAAGACUAUCUAGGCAGCAGACUUAAAUUUGA